Neltuma alba is the source of this 1313-nucleotide messenger RNA. RefSeq names its product mitochondrial uncoupling protein 1. The record is from RefSeq and is a predicted model, not a curated record. NCBI's taxonomy places the organism in Eukaryota, Viridiplantae, Streptophyta, Magnoliopsida, Fabales, Fabaceae. Gene Ontology annotation, biological process: transmembrane transport. The coding region runs from base 223 to 1140 and encodes 305 amino acids. The transcript is spliced from 9 exons.
CGCAAUUUUCUUCACUUUCUUGUUUACUUUCCCAGUAAAUUCCUGGCUUGAGCCCACAUCCCGUCUUCUUCUUCCUUUGUAUUAUAUUAUUAUUAUAAUCAAUCCCAAGAUCUCCCAUCUCUUUCAUCUGUACUAUUGGUUUUGAUCGUCUCUGUAUUUUGCUCUGCACUGAGUACUCUGUCUAGGCCGUGAUUUGAUCAUUUCUUUGGGCUCUGCGACGCCAUGGUUGCCGAUAGCAAAUCCAAAUCUGAUAUCUCCUUCGCUGGAACUUUUGCUAGCAGUGCUUUCGCUGCCUGUUUUGCGGAGAUAUGCACAAUCCCUUUGGACACUGCUAAAGUGAGGCUCCAGAUCCAAAAACAAGCAGUAGCUGGUGAAGCAGUGACCGUACCUAAAUAUAGGGGUUUGUUGGGUACGGUUGGUACCAUUGCCAGGGAAGAAGGUCUUUCCGCUCUGUGGAAGGGCAUUGUGCCAGGACUACAACGCCAAUGUGUGUAUGGAGGUUUAAGAAUUGGGUUAUAUGAGCCCGUCAAGAACUUCUAUGUUGGAAAGGAUUUCGUAGGAGAUGCCCCAUUGUCAAAGAAAAUUCUUGCUGCCCUUACCACUGGUGCUGUGGCAAUUACUGUGGCAAAUCCAACGGACCUUGUAAAAGUUAGACUUCAAGCUGAAGGAAAAUUACCUCCUGGUGUGCCCAGACGGUACUCUGGAUCAUUAAAUGCUUACUCCACAAUUGUAAAACAGGAAGGAAUUGGGGCUCUUUGGACUGGGCUUGGCCCCAACGUGGCAAGAAAUGCUAUUAUUAACGCUGCAGAACUAGCCAGCUAUGAUCAAGUGAAACAGACCAUUUUGAAACUUCCAGGCUUCACCGACAAUGUUGUAACUCAUCUACUUGCUGGUCUAGGGGCUGGGUUCUUUGCUGUCUGCAUUGGCUCCCCAGUUGAUGUGGUCAAAUCCAGAAUGAUGGGCGAUUCAACUUACAAAAGUACCCUUGAUUGUUUCAUCAAAACUUUAAAGAAUGAUGGACCUCUUGCCUUUUAUAAGGGGUUCAUCCCCAAUUUCGGGCGGCUAGGAUCAUGGAAUGUGAUCAUGUUCCUCACCUUAGAACAGGCUAAGAAGGUCGUCAAAAAAAUUGAGUCAUCUUGAACACAACCAAACAUAAGUUGGCUUGUCUGAGGAACCGACUGCAAAUGGAUUGAUAUUGUUGAGAAAACAAUAGCUUUAUUCUUUCCAUUUAGCCAGGGAUAGAUCUCUUGCUCUCUUUUCUGCGAGGAAAUAAUGAUAAUUAGAUAUAUAGGUACUAGGGAUUUUUUUUUUUU